AUGGCGUAUGGACAGAUUGUGAUAGGUCCACCGGGGUCUGGGAAGUCGACAUACUGUAAUGGGUGCAGCCAGUUCUUUAAUGCCAUCGGCAGACACGCUCGGAUCGUGAACAUGGACCCUGCAAACGACUCGCUGCCCUACCAAUGCGAUGUAGACAUUCGAGACUUUAUUACUCUGGAGGAAAUCAUGAACGAGCAGCACCUGGGGCCCAACGGAGGGCUGGUGUAUGCGUUUGAGUCGGUGGAGCACUCACUGUCGCUGUUUGCGCUGCAGAUCAAGACGCUGGUCAAGGAUGAGAACGCAUAUCUCGUCUUUGACUGCCCCGGUCAGGUGGAGCUGUUCACGCAUCACUCGGCGCUCUCCAAGAUAUUCCAGCAGCUGGUGCGCGACUUGGACCUACGAGUGUGCGUGGUGAACUUGAUGGACAGCAUCUACAUUACAUCGCCGUCGCAGUAUGUCUCGGUACUGCUGCUGGCGCUGCGCUCAAUGUUGAUGAUGGACCUGCCCCAUAUUAACGUUCUCUCUAAGAUCGAUAUGCUGAGCUCGUACGGCGACCUGCCGUUCCGGCUCGACUACUAUACCGAGGUGCAAGACUUGGAGUAUCUGCAACCGCAUAUUGAACGCGAACACAAGGGAGCCAAGGCGUUGAGGUACCGCCGACUAACGGAGGCCAUAGGAGAGGUGGUUUCGGACUUCAACCUGGUCGCCUUCGAGGUGCUUUGCGUCGAUGACAAACAGAGCAUGAUCAACUUGCAAAGCGCAAUCGACAAGGCCAAUGGUUAUAUUUUUGGUGCCUCCGAAGUUGGUGGCGAUACUGUGUGGGCGGAGGCAACCCGCCAGGGCACUGCUGCAAUUGAAUAUGACAUUCAGGACAGAUGGAUCGACAACAAGGACUUUUAUGACAAGGAGGAAGAGGCUAGGCGCAAGAAGUUACUUGAGGAGCAUGAGCUUCUGGAGAAAGAAGUUGAUGUCAACCAGGAUGAUGAAUGGGAACGCGCAGUGAAGGAAUGGGAGUCCCAGCACUCUGUGAACUUCGUUAAAUGA
Molecule: messenger RNA, 1044 nt
Organism: Eremothecium gossypii ATCC 10895
Lineage: Eukaryota; Fungi; Ascomycota; Saccharomycetes; Saccharomycetales; Saccharomycetaceae
Gene: GPN2
Product: GTPase GPN2
Exons: 1
Coding region: 1-1044 (347 amino acids)
Cellular component (GO): cytoplasm
Molecular function (GO): GTPase activity
Source: RefSeq, marked provisional